AGUGAUUAGUGAUAACUUGUUCUGUCAUUACCUAUUUUACUUAUCUAUAUGCAACUAAAAUGUUUUUAGUUCUUCAAAAAUAUAUUUCAAUAAUUAUUAUUUUAAUUUUUAUUACACAAUGUAACGCUAAUGAUAUUAUAGGAUGCGGUGGAUUUGUCAAGAGUCAUGUUAGUUUGGAUUUUUCUAAAAUAGAUAUAGGCUUGUACACUAAAACAGGGAGUCUUAAGGAGAAGACAGAGUGCGCACCAACAAAUGGGUAUUAUUUCCUACCGUUGUAUGAAAAAGGAGAAUAUAUUUUAAAGGUACAUCCACCGGCGGGAUGGAGUUUCGAACCAUCCCAAGUGGAGGUGACGGUAGAUGGCGAAUCUGAUAAGUGUGCAACUGGCCAGGACAUUAAUUUCUUUUUCAAUGGCUUUGGCAUUACGGGCAAAGUGAUAACUGCAGGUCAGAAACAAGGCCCCAGUGGCAUAUCAGUUGAGCUGGUGAAUGAUAAAGGGGAAGUGAGGACCACGCUCACCACAGUUGGCGGCGAUUUCCAUUUUACCCCUGUUAUACCUGGAAAGUAUACUGUGAAGGCUUCUCAUCCAAGAUGGAAGUUAGAGCCAGCACAAGCUGUAGUGCAAGUGAAGGAGGGUAACACGGUUCUUCCAGAGGGUGUCCUCGCUGUAAAGGGUUAUGAUGUGAAGGGUUCUAUAACAUCAUUUGGCUCUGUCAUAAGUGGAGUUUAUGUGCUCUUAUAUUCAAAAGAGCAAAAUCCCAAGUUUCGAGUGGAAGGUUGCAACACUGCUCUACUGCAAGGAGUCUCAGAUGCACCCAUAUGCCAUUCAGUGACUGACACAUUGGGAGAGUUCAGCUUUGGACUUGUUCCCGCUGGGGAGUACAGGCUGGUAGUCCUCAACACACCGCCGGGACAAGUGUCUGUUACAUACAAUGUGAAGCCGGACAAAGUCGCAUUCUCUGUGCUACACGACAGCUUGUAUAUCAAAGAUGCCUUUGAGGUGACAGGAUUCACAGUGGUGGGCACGGUACUGGCCGCAGUGGGCGGCGCCGGCCUGAAGGGCGUCCGCGUGUUGUUGGACGAGCGGCCGGUCGCCACCACCGACGCCGCUGGCAAAUACACGCUGCCCAAUUUGCAGCCCGGCACUUAUACACUGGAAUUUCAACAUGAGCAGUGCGAAGUGGAGGCGCGGCAGUUGUCUGUGCUGGCGGCGGGCCCGGCGCCGGUGUCGGCGGCGGCGGCGGCGGCGGCGGCGGCGGCGGCGGCGCGCUGGCGGGUGUGCGGCGGCGUGUCGCCGGCGCACGCGCGGCGCGUGCUGCUGGCGCCCGACACCGGCGCCGGCGACGUCCACACCGCACACACCGCACACACCGCACACGACGGUAAAUGGUGCACUUUCCUGCCGCCCGGCGUGUAUACAGCCAAAGUGGAUGUCAGCGAACAAGAACAGAGAGAUGGUUUGCAAUUUUACCCACUCACUCAAAAGGUGUCGGUAGUCAACGCGCCAGUAGAUGGCAUCGUGUUCUCACAAUUGAAGGGUCGGCUCACCGGAAAGAUAAAUUGCAUAGUGCCCGCUGACUGUGCAUCGUUGACAGUCACACUGCGAGCGCUGUCCGUCGACGGCGGCUACGUGGGCCAGCCGCUCACUACUGUUGCUAAAAACGGCGCGUAUGAGUUCUCGGAGGUGCUGCCGGGCAGCGUGGAGGUGUCUGUGGAGGCGGAGGCGCUGUGCUGGCGGCGGCGGCGGCUCGGCCUGCAGCUGGCGCACACGCACGCCGCCGCGCCCGACUUCCACCACGUCGGCUACGCGCUGCGGCUACACCUCGACCACCCCAUCGAGAUGGAGUACAAGAGCGAGGACGGGAAGGUGGAGGGCGUGUGGUCGGUGCCGCGCGGGCCCAGCGUGCAGUGCGUGGCGGCGGCGGGCCGCUACCAGCUGACGCCGCGCGGCUGCCACCGCUACCAGCCGCCGCACUACACCGCCCUCGCCGCCGCCCACCACCAACCACAGGAGUUGCGUCUGACGGCGGCGGCGCACGCGGCCGUGGUCCGGCUGCUGGCGCCGGAGCCGGCUGACGAUGUGCAGCUGCAUCUCGUGUGUGGCUCGCGCACUGCCACUGCAGGUCCGCUGCAGCCGCGUCCGCACCCCGACGGCGGCUACGUCUUCGAGCACACGCUUUACUUAGCCGAGGGCGAGACGUGGUCGGUGGAGGCGCGGUCGCGGCGGCUGGUGGUGGCGGGCGGCGCGGCGCGGCUGGCGGCGCGCGCGGCGUGCGGCGGCGCCGGCGCCGCGCUCACGCUGCGGGCGGCGCGCGCGCUCACGCUGGCCGGCGCGCUGCGCCCGCCCGUCGCCGGCGCCGCCGUCACGCUCAGCGCCGACGACUUAAAACUAGUGCAAAUAACGACAGAGGACGGCACAUACAAGUUCGGCCCCCUAGACGCGUCCAAGAAGUACACCAUCGUGGCUGAGAAGGAGUCGUACGUGUUCAGCGGCCCGGAGGGCCCGGACGACGACAGCGUCAUCACGGCGCACAAGCUCGCCGAGAUCACCGUCGAGCUGCGGGACGAGACCGACGACACGCCGCUACAGGGCGCGCUGGUGUCGGUGAGCGGCGGCAGCUACCGGCGCAACGCGCAGUCGGCCGCGGACGGCUCGCUGCGCUUCCCGGCGCUGCAGCCGGCGCAGUACUACGUCAAGCCGCACAUGAAGGAGUACCGCUUCACGCCGCCGCACCACAUCCUCGCCGUCGCCGACGGCCGCCACCACCGCAUCACGCUCAAGGCGCGGCGCGUGGCGUGGUCGUGCGCGGGCCGGCUGGCGGCGGCGGGCGGCGCGGGCUGGCCGGCCGUCGAGCUGCGCGCACGCGCUUCCGGCGACUGCCCGGCAGAGGGCGCGCUCACCGACAGCGACGGCGCCUUCAGAAUCCGCGGUCUAGUGCCUGGCUGUGUGUACACCAUUGAACUGAAGGAAUCCUCGAAUCCAGAGUUGGCUGGACUGAAGCUGGUUAAGGCGCCACCCACUAUCGAGAUAAAAGACAACAAGGACAUAGAGAACGUGGUGCUGAUAGCCCACCAGCGGCAGCAGGCGACGGACGCGAGCGUGGUGGUGUACACGCCGCUGGUGGAGCACUACCGCACGCUGCGGCUGCGGCUGGUGGCGCUGGCCGCGCCCGCCACCAGCCUGCUGGCCGCGCGCCUCGACCCCGCCGGCCUGUCGCACCACCUCAACCCCGGGCUGCUGGUCGCCCUGCCCCGCCUGCUCGCCGACAACGCCACCUACACCCUCCACCUAGACUCCACGCUCUCCAAGGCCACGCAUCACUACGACGAUCAAGUACACUACUUCGUCUCUGACGGACGCUUCAAGCAUUUCUACAUUGAGUUCUUGCCGAAGGUGAAGAGCUCGGAGCAGGAGCUGCGGCAGAGCUCGCUGCUGGCCGUGCCGCUGGCGGCGCUGCUGCUGCUGGGCUACUGGCGGCGCGGCCAGCUGCUGCGCCUGGCGGCCGGGCUGGUCCGCCCGCAGCGGCCCGAGCGGCACGAGCGGCCCGAGCGGCCCGCGCGGCCCGACCUGCUGGACCGCGCCAGCAUCCACCACAUCGUCUCCUCCGUCAACGCCGCCGGCAGGAGGACCGCCAAGAAGAAGUUCGUGUAACUCUGUCGCUCCCUUCCCUUUGCUGUUAUGUUACGAGGGUACUAUUAAGCGACUACCGAAAGCAAUUUCUCGAUUCGUCUAAUUUUAUUGUAACUGUGAUUAUAAAUUGUCUAUGAUAACAUGGCAUCAUUAUCGUCAUAUCAGCCGUUAAAUGUCCACUGCUGAACAUAAAUUGGGGGGGGGGGGGUUCCAGUUCCUCCAAAAUCCAAAAAAUUAAAAAUGUCAGUAAAAAUAUUUAUAAGGCUUCAACCAAGGAAUAUAAUACCCUUCUGACCAGAUCACCACUAAAGAUGUUCCAGCACAAACAUAAAUAGAGUACCACAACAGUAUAUGGUCACACAUUGUAAUCAAGAAGUUGGAGGGACGUGAUAUGUUAACGUAGACAAUCUGCAUGUACCCAAUUCUAGUGUACUGUCAGCAUGUUUCCCAUUCUAUAUCACUGAAAAAUAAUUGUUUAAACCAGUCAGUACUAUUGUACUUAUUAAAUUUAAUAUUAUUCGUUUCAAUUUGAUUUUGUGAUGUCGACAUCUGUAAUAGUACAUUACUGCAGCGGUUAGCAACUGAGGCAUUGAUGGACGAACGUGCAAAUGUGGGCCGAGGUGUAGCCGAGGCACACAUACGUGAGUGCCCGCAUGUAUCUGGCCAGUACGGCAAGUUUGAUUUAUCUCGAAGAAGAUUGUCAAAAUAAUGCUCACAUUUCCAAGCAUGUUUGAGAAAAGAACUAUUUUGUAUUAAUUUUGUUACUAAAAUAUUUCUUAAAAACCUUAAAUACAUGCCAAUGGUAUUGUACUGGUAUUUUUCAUGAUAUUUAUUUUGGAAUAUUGUGAAAUAUAUAGAUUAAUUAAAAUAAAAUAUGAAGGUUAAAAAAACAGUCAUUUAAUCAAACAAUAAUAAUAUUUUAAUAAAUUUGAACAAAUUUCUUUUUUACAUAAAAAUAAAUAGCAUUCAAGUGUAAUGUUAUGAAGUUUUUUUUUUUUAUAAUUGUGAUUAUACUGAAAAUAAUUUAUUCUGUUUUAAAUAAAUUUAUUAGUAUAAUUAUGAAUUAUGAAAUGCUAUUUAAUUAUUAAAAAAGUCACUAGAUUAAAUUAAAUUGAACAAUUCAAGUAAGUACAUAAAUUGUAAUGAAUUUUAUUCAGGUCAUAAAAUAUCUAUAAAUGUGAAUUAUUUAUUUAUUUAACUUUUUAUUGCACCAUAAAUAAAAAUAUACAAUGACAAGUGAAUAAUUCAAGUGAAAUACAGUAACAUAAAUACAGAUUGAAAUAUACACAUAAAAGUACAAAAGGCGGUCUUAUCGCUAGGGCAAUCUCUUACAGACGACCUUUGGGUAAAGGAGUUGAUAGAAGUGGGCAGGUGGCGCAAGAGUGAAUUAAUUAUUAUGUAGGUAUUUGUUUUUUUAAUACAUAUUCCUAAUUCCCAGGUGAAGUAAUGAAUUAAACUAUUGUUAAUUAUAUACAAUAUUAUUUUUAAAUACCCUCAUAAUAAAAUAUAAUUUAUUUAAAAAAUAUACAUCAAAUAGUAAUUUAUUUUACAAUUUAUUUCCAAUGAUUUUUUUUUAUUAUAUAAAGUUGCGGUACAUAAGUGGAUCGAUUAAUUUAUUACAUAGAUGUUUUGUUGUUUUUUAUUUAUGAAUUGCAUUUACAUUAUGUGGAGAUGUGUGAUUUAUUUCUGUCUUAUUUAAGGGUGAGAAUAAAAUGGUAUGUUGUU
Messenger RNA from Galleria mellonella (greater wax moth), 5354 nucleotides. Its product is annotated as nodal modulator 1. The coding region runs from base 60 to 3650 and encodes 1196 amino acids. NCBI's taxonomy places the organism in Eukaryota, Metazoa, Arthropoda, Insecta, Lepidoptera, Pyralidae. The record is from RefSeq and is a predicted model, not a curated record. Gene Ontology annotation, molecular function: carbohydrate binding. The transcript is spliced from 18 exons. Gene Ontology annotation, cellular component: endoplasmic reticulum membrane.